AUGUCCUAUUUCCUAUUUUAUUCUCUUAUAAUAUCCGUCAUCAUCGCGGGAACAGCACUCUAUCUCACUCGGUCACGAUGGAUCCAUCUACUACCAGUCCCUGAUUACCUCUACCACCGCCUUCCCUCCAGCUUCACGGCCGACUUGGAGACCGGCUUGAGUUCCUCACAAUUCGACAUUACGGCUAAUGUGGCAGAUGGGGAUACCCGGGCCGGACUGGAUCAAACAGCAAAGCGGGAGAUUCAAAAGAUCAUGAAGGCCCGAAAGGUCAACUUUGAUGAGGCCCGCCGGAUCUAUACCGAGCAACGAUUCGCAAGGAAUAAUAUUGGCCCCGAUGGUCGACCCCGAGAUCCCAAAUUUGUCUCAUUCUCAUGA
This is a messenger RNA of Penicillium subrubescens, 375 nucleotides long. Its product is annotated as DUF2015 domain-containing protein. Lineage: Eukaryota; Fungi; Ascomycota; Eurotiomycetes; Eurotiales; Aspergillaceae. Bases 1 to 375 code for a protein of 124 amino acids. The transcript has 2 exons. The record is from RefSeq and is a predicted model, not a curated record.